Molecule: messenger RNA, 1446 nt
Organism: Cydia splendana
Lineage: Eukaryota; Metazoa; Arthropoda; Insecta; Lepidoptera; Tortricidae
Exons: 1
Coding region: 337-1446 (369 amino acids)
Source: RefSeq, a predicted model, not a curated record
CUUUAUUUUAUUCUGUUUUUAAUAUUUGUUGUUAUAGCGGCAACAGAAAUACAUCAUCUGUGAAAAUUUCAACUGUCUACCUAUCACGGUUCGUGAGAUACAGCCUGGUGACAGACGGACGGACGGACGGACAGCGAAGUCUUAGUAAUAGGGUCCCGUUUUACCCUUUGGGUACGGAACCCUAAAAAGCGCGGGAACGUCCGAUGAGUUGGCGGCAUUUUUAAACAAUAAUUAAUUUUAAAGGCGCUAUACAGGCUUUUUCUAUUGCUACAUCUGUAAAUAACUUUGUAAAUAUAAUUAGGAGUGUAAAUAAAUAUAUAUAAAGUGUAAAUAAAUAUGGGGAGGAACUCUAAAAAGCGGAAAAAGAAAAAUGGUGAGAAUGGUGACAUGGACGUUGUCUCAGGAGAUGAAAGUACUGAUUUCAGUUCGGUGAAGUCAUUAGAAAUGGAAAGUGAUAAGUACGCUAUAUUUAAAGUACCUAACUAUUCAAGAACUUAUCCCGAAAAUGGCGGUAACUUUGAAUACAUCGUCUUCCUGGAAAGCUCCGUCUCGGAACAACCCAUUGGGAACCGAGACAUGAUGUCGCUGUCCAAUUGUAUUAAAAGGUACAACAAAGGAGUGAAACAAUUACUUCGAAUUAAUAAAUACAAAAUUGGAGUGAUCUUCGAACGGCCCGGGCAGGCUAAUGCCGCCUUGGCAAAUAAAAACUUUCUGGAGCAAUAUAAAUUUAUAGCCUCCAUACCAGCGGCGGCCAGUGAGGUGACUGGUGUCAUCUUACAUGUGCCCACGAACCUGUCUAAUGCGCAGAUUUAUUCAGCAAUAUCGUCAUCUAAAAAUAUUGUGUGUGUGCGACGGUUCAUGCGAAAGGUGAACAAUGAUGGACGCAUUACUGAAGAGCCCACUAAGACUGUUUCGAUAACUUUCUCUUGUCCAGUACUACCUGACAGCGUGGACCUCAAUAGUUGGCGCUUUGAGCUUCGGCCGUACAUCCCGCCGGUGAAGCAGUGCCUUCGCUGCUUAAGGUAUGGACAUAUUGCUAAAUUCUGCAAAAAUGAGCUGCGCUGCUCCAUAUGCCAAGAUAAUCACAAAUUUACUGAAUGCCAAAUUGACCCAAAAUCUGCCAAAUGUGUCCACUGCUCUGGAAAUCACAUUUCAAUUUCAACAACUUGUCCUGUCAAACAACAAAAAAUUAAUGAGAAUAAAAUAGAAGUAGAGAAGAAAACACAAAAGUUCACAGAUCUCUUUAAUAGCACUAAAUUUCCAAAAUUAAACUCGAGACCAGACAACAUAAGUUCUAUCAUAAGUUCUGACACGGUUAUGAAUUUAUUAAUCGAAGCGGUAGUCAAAAUCAUUAGUUUAAAUAAAGGCAAUGAAAAACCAAUUUGUAAUCAAAGUAUUAAAGACAUUCUCCUAGAAACCAUUACCAAAAAGAAAGCAAGUAAAUAA